Molecule: messenger RNA, 442 nt
Organism: Atta colombica
Lineage: Eukaryota; Metazoa; Arthropoda; Insecta; Hymenoptera; Formicidae
Product: coiled-coil-helix-coiled-coil-helix domain-containing protein 7
Exons: 3
Coding region: 110-415 (101 amino acids)
Source: RefSeq, a predicted model, not a curated record
CUUGGAUGCGAAAAGUGCAAUAUGUAGCUACACUUCCGCUGACUUUCGGAAGAAAUUGUAUUUGUUUAUAUGUAAACUCUUUUCUCGUGAUCUCUUUUCUGUCGACAAAAUGGAUACAGGAAGAGAUUCAAAUGGUGUUACAAAACAAAGAGAUAUCACAAGUAGGCAUACAUUACGACGUAAUCAAGAAACGGACAAUCCUUGUUACAAGGAGUAUCUCUUGUCUCUGAAAUGCCUCAGUUCUGGUAAAGGAAACUCUCAUGAGACAUGCCAGCCAUAUUUCGUCAAUUACAGGAAUUGUAAAGAUUUCUGGGCUUCUGUACAACAUGAGCGCAAAUUGAAAGAUAUCGAACCGUACCUGCCACCUCCGGAAGAGCGCGCCAAAAUAAAGACUGAUUUCCUAAACUCAAGAUAAUGAUAGAUAUAGCACACGGCUUCAUUU